AUGCAGACACCAAUUAAAAAUAAGCCUACUGAAGCACCUACUCCUGUCACUAUGAACAUUGAAAAACAGGAACCCUUAGUAGAACUCACUGAUGAUAACUCCCCAUCCAUUCUUUUAACAGAAGAAAAUUCAAAUCAACAGGGGACAAUGCAAGAAAGCAGGACACUUAUGCUUAACAUGCAAGUGAAAACACAAGAAAAAAUCAAGUUAAAUCAAAAACCAAAAGAAGUCACUGAAAAAACCAUUGAAGAGGGAAAAAAGAAGGAAAAUCAGGAAAAAACAGUUACAAAUAAGGAAUCAAACAAACCAGACGCAAAUCCUGAGAAAACUACAACUCCAGCUACUAAAGUGAUCCCUACUAAUGACAAUAUUAAGACAAUACCAACUUUAAACAACCGAUCGAGUGCUACAAGAACAUCACAAGGGCCUAAGUGGCCUCAGAACAAUUACCAAAAUGUACAACAGAUUCAAGAUACCAUUCAAAAUGAACCAAAUAUCCAACAAUCUAGCGGUAUGAGAGAACCACAAGGAUCAAUGGUACCUCAACAUCAAUACCAAAACAUUUACCAAUUCCAAGAUGCUGUUCUAAAUGAUCCGAACAUUCAAAUGGGAAACAUUCCACCUCCAAAAGGUAUACCUUUGACGUUCUUGAAGAGACAACAAAGGUUUGGAGCUAUUGAACCACAACAGGAUUACGAUUCGCCAAUGGCUCAAUCUUCAUUUUACGCCAUACCAGAUCAGUCAACAUUUGCCCAGCAGCCUAUAACUGAUAAUUUUGAAGGUCCUCAAUUUGGCACCAAUACGCCAAUGUUCGUUCAAACUGAAAUGCAGGAGACGAUGCAUUCCCAGGUUUACUCACCGUCAGAUCUUUUUACGGAAGGAGGGCGGGAUGAAUCUAACAAAGUUGAUGAAGAUAUUCGCGAAGGUUCGGCAUCCCCCGAUAAUUGUCAGCCAGGAGAGAAGCGUCUCAGCGCAUUCAAACGUCUUGGGCCGCUUACUCAGCCGAAGAAACCAAAGUUGACAAUCAACCUGAGUUUCGAUAAGGAACAACCCAUUCGGGAAGUUGUUGGCGAUAACGAGAACGACCUCAUUCCUGAAAUCUUCGUCCCAGUUCACAAACGCCAAGACAUUCUUACCAGUACCGAUGAAGUUGUGGUGAAAUAUUUGCCCAAUUGGCCAUGGAAGAACAAUGUAGUUAUUAGAAGAGGCGUCACAGCGAGGUCUUCUAAGAGCGCAAUGUUAAUGGAGCAAGAACAAAUGGAGGAGGUGUAUGAGAAAGACAAUUUAUACGUACAAGUGUCGGUGAAGGGUUAUCCAAAUACAUGGAGGAAAGAACACGUUCUGGACGCUUUACUCGAAGCCGUCAAAGGCAAGAGUUUUAUACCUUGCUUUAUUGAGUUCACACCCCACGAAUGCAAAUUCCUGGUGAUCAGAUGUCGACCAGCCCUCGUCGCUAUACACAAGCUAGGUUUCUGUGUACGCAAAGAUGACUUCGUUUUGACCAUAACCAUAUCUAAAAUAGACUUGACGUUGAAACUCAUUGAAUUCCUGCCAAAACUGAUUCUGCGGAAGCGGUUAUCCAUGGGCUACGAUAGCGAAAGGAAACUGAGUUUGAAAGAAUUUACACUACAAUGGGAUGUAAGUCACUUCAUAUACUUCCCGCUGAACCGGUUGAACAACCAAGCGGAUAUUGUGGGCCUGCAGAGUGCCGUGGAAUGGAAGUAUUUGACCGAUCUCGACCUGUCUAAUAAUAGACUGACUUCCUUGGAUGGUUUUGAUCUGCAACGUACAACACCGAAGCUACAAAAUUUAGAUAUUUCGAAUAAUUACUUCGAAAAAAUCACACCUAUACUACAAUGCCGGGAACUUCCCCUAAAAGUACUAAAGCUAGAGGGGAACCCCCUUUGCACCGACUAUACGGACCCGCAGUAUUAUGUUAGAGUUUUGAAAAUGAUAUUUCCAAUGUUGAGAGAAAUCGAUGGGAUGCCACUAGUGUUGAAAGGUGAACUGCCUUUAGUGAACAAGAACUUCUGUCCAGGUUAUGCGAAUGAUUUCGUAGAGAAGUUUCUAGGGAUUUACUUCCCUAUUAUAGAUAGUCCGCCGGACGAUAGGGCAGUAAUAGAGGAAAUGUACGCAGAGGAUGCACUUUUGACUAUCACAUACAGACAAAAAUUAUGUCUCACCUCGAUAUAUCGUCUGUUCCGGAACUUAUUCCUGCACAGUCGAAACAUGUCAAAAAAUAUAAAGGACUUUGUGAGAACGCCGAAAAAUAUAACGAAGCUGUUGAAGAAAUGGCCGAGUUUGGAGCACGAUCCGACAACCUUCACCGUUGACGUCAUGUGGCAUACAGAAACCUCGACAGUUCUACGAAUAAGUGGUAUAGUCAAAAUAACUUCAGAUAGCCUAGCAGUGGAUGAACACAUGCUGGCCUUCACUAGAACCAUCCUGCUCCAUACGGAUGAUGGUGUCGAGUACAAGAUACGAAACGAGAUGUUGUAUUGGGACCAACCCACCGAGGAAUACUCUAAAAACGCUUUUAGAAUCAACGUGGUAAGUUUUUAUUUUAUUUUAUAUUUUCUACAUCAAACUGUGGACAUUGGCGGUGUUGGUCCAUUUAUCUAUAAUCAAGAUAUGGAGGUGAGUCCUAUCUUAUCAACGUAA
Molecule: messenger RNA, 2661 nt
Organism: Parnassius apollo (apollo)
Lineage: Eukaryota; Metazoa; Arthropoda; Insecta; Lepidoptera; Papilionidae
Source: the annotation of a GenBank genome assembly